Molecule: messenger RNA, 1051 nt
Organism: Impatiens glandulifera
Lineage: Eukaryota; Viridiplantae; Streptophyta; Magnoliopsida; Ericales; Balsaminaceae
Product: glutathione S-transferase zeta class-like
Exons: 10
Coding region: 147-824 (225 amino acids)
Biological process (GO): L-phenylalanine catabolic process; glutathione metabolic process
Cellular component (GO): cytoplasm
Molecular function (GO): glutathione transferase activity; maleylacetoacetate isomerase activity
Source: RefSeq, a predicted model, not a curated record
UGUACGUGGCGUGGCGGGAGCGGUGCAGAAGAAGCCAUGCCAUUUUAUCAUCGUUCUUAUAAUCAAUCGGAGGCUUCUAUAAGAAGAUUGUUAUAGCCGGAGGAAGUAAUCAAGUUUCUUAUCCCGACGAUCUCAUUUGGACGGCAAUGGCGAGUUCCGGCGCGACGGAGGUGAAGAAGUUGAAGUUGUAUUCCUACUGGCGAAGCUCUUGCUCUUUCCGUGUUCGAAUCGCUCUCAACUUGAAAGGUCUCGAUUACGAAUAUUUGUCCGUUGAUUUACUCAAAGGAGAUAAUCACGAUCCCGAGUUUAAGAAAGUUAAUCCAAUUGGUUAUGUGCCUGCUCUGAUUGAUGAGGAUGUACUCAUUGCAGACAGUUUGGCAAUAAUACUGUAUCUUGAGGAGAAAUAUCCUCAACAUCAUCCUUUGUUGCCAAGGGAUCUUAAGAAGAAAGCGAUUAACUAUCAGGCUGCAAAUAUUAUUGGAUCAAGCAUCCAGCCUCAUCAGAAUCUAUCUGUUCUGAAAUUUAUUGAGGAAAAAAUUGGUCCUUAUGAUAAGGUUCCUUGGGUUCAAAGCCAAAUUGAGAAAGGCUUCUCAGCUGUUGAGAAGGUAUUACAUGAGCAUGCAGGAAAAUAUGCAACUGGAGAUGAAGUUUGCUUGGCCGAUGUUUAUCUAGCUCCUCAGAUACAUACAGCUAUCGACAGAUUCGAAAUGGAUAUGAGCAAGUUCCCCCUUCUGUCUAAGUUGUAUGAAGCUUACAUGGAGCUACCUGCUUUCGUCAAUGCUUUGCCAAAAAAUCAGCCAGAUGCCCCUCCUCCUCAGUGUUAAGGGAAACAGGUAAUCAUCAACCUUAAUCAACUGUCUCAAGAGCACUUUUCCUUUUCCAAUAAUACUAAACCUAAUAAACAAAUGAGCCAAUGUUAGGGUUUGUUCAUAUAUAGGGUUAUUUGAAAAUAAUCUUGUUUCAUGAGAAACUGUAUUAUUUUUGUCAAAAUAUCCUUGUAUAGUUGUAUUCUGUAUUACUUAAUUUAAAAAUAGUUGAAUAAUAAAUCUAA